GGGUGGUGUGUGUGUGUGUGUGUGUCACAUAACACCACUGGAGAGGAGGACAGGGCAGCAGCAGGACACCUCAUCUCCACCUAUAUUUAGAUGUUUCUCCGGUAAAACCAGACUGUCCGCUGUCUUUCCAAGAAAACCGAAGUCGUGUCGGGGUCGGAGGAGUCCGGGGAACCGCGAUGGCCUCGGUGAAGAAGGACAACAGGCUGACGAGUUCCCAGAGCUUCAUGUGUGUCGGCUUCUCCGGUUUGUUCAGUAAAACCGCCACGUCGCCUCUGGAAGUGGUGAAGAUCAAAAGCCAGGUGGGCACGUUUCACUGCAAGAGGGGCUUCUGGCAAAGCUUCCUGCUGAUCUACCGGAAUGAAGGACUCCGGGGGUUUUGGAAGGGGAACCUGGCCUCCUGUAUCCGCCUGUUUCCGUACACAGCCGUUCAUCUCACCACAUAUAGAAAGAUAGUCCACCAUCAGAUGGAUGAGCUGGGAUUUGUUUCCCAGUGGAGGGCCAUAUUUGCCGGUGGGCUGGCCGGCGUGGCUGCUGCUCUGGUCACGUACCCUCUGGAGGUGGCAGAGACGAGGCUCGUCGUGCAGAACUGCAGACAGCCCACCUACCACGGUGUGAUUCACUGUAUUUCAAAGAUCUACGGAAACGAAGGGCUGCUGGCGCUCUACAGGGGCUUCUCCCUCACUGUCUUAGGUGCAUUUCCGUUUUCUGUCGGGUGCUACGCAGUCUACAUGAACUUGGACAAACUCUGGCAGGAGCCGCCUUUUCGCUUCACUCCUCUGCAGAACUUCAUUAAUGGCUGUGUUGCAGCAGGAGUGGCUCAAACUCUCUCGUACCCUUUUGAAACUGUAAAGCGGAAAAUGCAGGCUCAGAGUGCCCGUCUCCCCCAUCUCGGCGGAGUCCACGUUCAUUUCACGGGGAUGGUCGACUGUUUCAUCCAGGUUGUUAAAAACAAGGGCGUCCUCUCGCUGUGGAACGGACUCACUGCCAACACCGUCAAGAUUGUUCCCUACUUCGGUCUUCUCUUCACCUGCUUCGAGAUGUGCAAGCAGGUGUGCCUUUAUCGCAACGGGUUCAUUGUUUCCCCUCUGAGCUACCAGCUCACUCCGGGAGUCGACCAGAGCCUCGGGCCAUACGAGCUGCAGGAGGUCAAGCGCUACUUGAAAAACAGGAGCUUCAGGUCGGAGAGUUCGUCUCUGGGAAAUCGGUGGUGACGCUUCACCCGAGAAGACUUCUGGUAAAAAAGAAAAACUAUUAAUGACUACUGACCGCGUUCGACCAGCAAAGGAUUUACAACUCACAAGAAAAAGACCUGUGGUCUACCUCUUUCUGAACUUCAUGGUUUUAUCCAACAGUAUUAUGCCUCAUAAUUUCUUCACUGACACACACUUUAUGAUCUUAUCUACUAAUAUGUGCCUUGAGAAUUUUAUAUUUAUUUUAGAGCUGGUUGCAGUUUUUGCUGCAAUAAUGUCAAAAGUGCCAUUGUUUCAUCACACACAGUAGACUGGAAAAUACUACUGUUCUCAUAUUAACAUUGUAGUUAAUCUGUGUGACAGAUUUAUGUAUUAUUUUUUGUAAAUUGAAUGUAAAAAAUUUUGUGCUUCAAAAGUUCGAGUGGAUUAUGUCCAGUCAUGUUCAUAGAACAUGGACUGAGAUGAAGGAAACGUGCUUAAAGCAUUAAAAUGUAUUUCUUCACUUUCGCACCGUUAACGUGGCGUUCUUUU
Salarias fasciatus (jewelled blenny) is the source of this 1721-nucleotide messenger RNA. RefSeq names its product solute carrier family 25 member 43 (gene slc25a43). Gene Ontology annotation, biological process: transmembrane transport. The coding region runs from base 177 to 1211 and encodes 344 amino acids. Lineage: Eukaryota; Metazoa; Chordata; Actinopteri; Blenniiformes; Blenniidae. The record is from RefSeq and is a predicted model, not a curated record. The transcript is spliced from 5 exons.